Messenger RNA from Rhizophagus irregularis DAOM 181602=DAOM 197198, 825 nucleotides. RefSeq lists its product as uncharacterized. The record is from RefSeq and is a predicted model, not a curated record. Gene Ontology annotation, molecular function: hydrolase activity, acting on carbon-nitrogen (but not peptide) bonds, in linear amides. Lineage: Eukaryota; Fungi; Glomeromycota; Glomeromycetes; Glomerales; Glomeraceae.
AUGUCCUUUGUAGCAGUUGCUCAAUUUUGCGCAUCAAACUUGAUUAUAAAAAAUCUUAAAACUUGCGUUGAAUUACUUGAGAAAGCAUCAAGAGAUGGUGCCAAGAUGGUAUUUUUUCCGGAGACUUCAGAUUUCAUUGCUAAGGAUUCUGAAGAAACCUUGUCAUUAGCAUUAUCAAUCAAUAGUAGUCCGUUUGUAAAUGGUAUUAAGGAUGCUGCUAUGAAAAAAAACAUUUGGGUUUCAAUGGGAGUUCAUGAAUUAAGUCACGACCCUAAAAGAAUUUAUAAUACUCAUUUAUUAAUAGAUUCUCAAGGAUCAAUCAUUGAGACAUAUCGAAAACUUCAUUUAUUUGAUAUAAAUAUUAAAGAUGGACCAAUUCAUUUAGAGAGUGAAUCAACAAUACGUGGAGAAAAAAUUUGCAAUCCUAUACCUACACCUUUAGGAAAUUUAGGGUUAAUGAUUUGUUAUGAUUUAAGAUUUCCAGAAUUAUCUUUAGAAUUAAGGAAGAAAGGUGCGGAUAUUUUAGCGUAUUCAUCAGCAUUUACUGUCAAGACUGGACAGGCUCAUUGGGAGGUGUUAUUACGUGCUAGAGCUAUAGAAAAUCAAUGUUAUGUUAUCGCUAGUGCUCAAAUUGGGCGACAUAAUGAAAAACGUAUUAGUUAUGGACACGCAAUGAUUGUGGAUCCGUGGGGUACUGUACUAGCAAGAUGUCCUGAAACAAGUGAACCAUCAUUAGCUUAUGCCGAAAUAGAUCUUGAUAGAUUGAAAAGAAUUAGGGCAGAAAUGCCUGUAUUAAAUCAUCGUAGAACUGAUAUAUUUGGUUAA